This is a messenger RNA of Colletotrichum truncatum, 582 nucleotides long. NCBI's taxonomy places the organism in Eukaryota, Fungi, Ascomycota, Sordariomycetes, Glomerellales, Glomerellaceae. The record is from RefSeq and is a predicted model, not a curated record.
AUGUCGCAGCCGCAGACAGUCACGGCCGAGGCGCCGCAAGUUGCCGCAGUCCAACAACCAGCACCAACUCACGAGAGGGACGCGACGACCGCGGCCACGACGCAAGAAACUAGCCCAGCACCCGCGACGGAUUUGCCGACAAAUUUGAACGCCCAGUCCAACUCCAUGGCACCUCCCACGAACGAGAAGGGAAACCAGAGCGCGGCACUACCACCUGUGAUGAUCCAGGGGGUCACGCCACUGCACAUGCUUAGUGACUCGCCCCAGUGGAUCGAUUGCCCAUUCUGCCAGAGCAGAACGACAACUGUGGUUGACACUGAAGGUACUAGUAUGCAAAUUCUUGCUGGCGCUUUAUGCUGCCUCGUCUGCGUCUGCCUUACGUGCGUGCCCUGCUUGGCAGGCUGGUGCGAGGAUACCCACUUCUCGUGCUCCAACUGCCGUCAGAGGGUCGCGACGCGGCCGCAUGACGGUCCCAUCCAGGUCUUUGGGCCCCAGGGCCCAAUAUACCCGAUGGUACCGUCUCAGUAUGAACCCGUCGCGCCACCGGUUGCCCAGAAUCAAGGUCUUCCGGUAUACAAAUAA